Cavenderia fasciculata is the source of this 327-nucleotide messenger RNA. RefSeq lists its product as uncharacterized. Bases 1 to 327 code for a protein of 108 amino acids. The transcript has 4 exons. The record is from RefSeq and is a predicted model, not a curated record. NCBI's taxonomy places the organism in Eukaryota, Evosea, Eumycetozoa, Acytosteliales, Cavenderiaceae.
AUGAAAAUUUAUUGUGCUCCUCUUGACAAGACCAUUUUAAUUGAUUGCAAGGUAGAUAAUACUACCAUCUUUCAAUUAAAAGGUUUAAUCCAAAAAAGACUUGGUGCUCCUCCUACUUCUCAAAUUAUUCAUAUCAAACAUAAAGGAUUAUCACCAAAAUAUGAUAAAAGAAUAUUAUCAACUUUAAAAUUAACCAAUGAUUCAAAGGUUGAAAUGUUUUAUAAUAUUGAUGGAGGAUGUGGAGGAUGUGAUAUUUGUGGAACUGGAUGUAUUAUAAUAACUCUUCUAAUCCCCAUUCAAAAACAAAAAGAGAUUUCUUUUAAAUAA